Molecule: messenger RNA, 5472 nt
Organism: Cladocopium goreaui
Lineage: Eukaryota; Dinophyceae; Suessiales; Symbiodiniaceae
Source: the annotation of a GenBank genome assembly
GUGGUAUCAAAGGACGAGGUGGAUCCUGAUGUGAUGAUUCCCAUUUUUGAUUCAAAGGGAAGCCUUUCUGUCAAGCGGGGAUCAACAACCAUACCACUUCCUACAGGGCCUGAACAGUUGAGGCGCAGGUUGACAGUCAUGCUGAAUGCCAUUCUCAUGCUUGCUUUGAAACAUACGAAUCGUGAGGAGAUUCAAGAUGUGUCACGUGAUUUGUUUGAGCGUUACAAGGACUACAUCUUAGGUGACUAUGUUUGGGGACUUUCUUCAACGGAUUUGCAUGGGAAUCAGAUCCAGACGCCUCCUUGGAGCUUGGUCCUCAGUUACGAACAGGCUGUGAGAAAGCGUGCAUAUUAUUUGAUGGUUUCAGAGCAUUUGCAGCUUGGUACAGCACUUGAACAAGCAUGGAAGUGCCCAGUUACAAAGGAAAGGCACUUCAUUACGCCUCUUGCACUUUACAGCAAACGCUCUUUCCCGAAUCAGAAUUGGGGAGAAUGGAACCCAAAAGGAAAGGGUAAGGGCGGAAAGAGUUCACCUGGAAAGGGAAAAGCGAAAGGAAAAGGGCCAGGGACCACACCCGAGGGUCCUGGCAGAGACACAGGUGCAAGGGAACAGCACAAGUCUUCAAAGAAGAUUCUUCGGGUGUUGUAUGUUUUCUCAGGGAAACCUAGAAAGAAUUCAGUUUCAUCAUGGCUGCAAAAGUUGUCGAAACGAUACAAUGUGGCAAUAGAGGUUGAGAUGGUCGACAUUCAAGUGCGACCCUUGCUGGACCUCACUCGUGCAGAAACCCAGCAACGUUUGUUAAACAAGAUUGCAUCGGGUAGAUUUUUUGCAGUUUUAUUCAGCCCACCAUGCAGCACUUUUUCUAGAGUGGUUGGGGCGAACAGAAGAGGACCGAGGCCAGUUAGAUCCUUUGUGCAGCCACGUGGAUUUACAAGACUGACAUGGGCAGAGCGUAAACGUGCAAUGUGGGGCAAUACAAUGUCAGAUUUUACAUUCAAAGCUUUUGAAAUGCAGGUGAACCAAGGUGGCAUGGCUUUGUUUGAAAACCCAGAAGACCUGGGAGCGAUCAAGUCGGGGGAGCACAGAGGUAAACGUCCAGCAAGCAUGUGGCAGUGGAGUGAGUUUCAACGUCUUCUGGAAAGGCAAGAUGUUGAAACGGUUGCGCUUUAUCAGCAAGACUUUGGAACUGAGUACUUGAAACCAACACGGUUGUUGCUGGCGAAUUUCAAGUAUCAUCAUGAUUCUUUCUGCAAAGGUGGGCCAUUUUUUGAUGAGCAAGGUUUUUACGCUGGUCCACUGGAGUCCAGGGACGCAACAAGACAGCUUGUGGGCAAUAUUGGAAGUUCCUUUGCAACAACAGGUACGGAGCAGUGGCCUUCAGACAUGUGCAAAUGGAUUGCAGAUACAAUACUUGGACAAUUUACAGAGAAACAGAUCAAGGACAGUGUCGUCGCUGACGAUGGAGCAGGGGGAACAAACUCUGACACUCUCCCAUACCCCAUCUUGAAACCAGAUGGACAUAAACUCUACGGAGGCACUGGAAAUCCAAGACAAUGUCAGCAACCGGGUAAGGAGAGACAGUUUCAUGACGGUGCAGGCCUUUCUUCAAUGGGUAGAUGGGAUGCAAACAAGCGCAUCUGGUCUGAGACACCCUUUUGGAAGGAACUGAGAAAGGAGACUUUGGAGAUGGUCCUCAAACACGUUGGGGACGAGAGGACAUUGAACAGAGCUUGCUUUGAGAUGGCGGUGCGUGGCGAGGAAGGAUGUGCUAUUGUUUCUGAUGAAGACCUGAAAGCUAAGAUACGCGCACUUUGGAUCAGACUCUUGGAAAAACAUGGUAGCAAGCAGGAAGGACUUGAGACCAAAGCAGAAGGUCAACCUUUUUAUUUGAGGCUCAUGAAGGAGUUGCUAGCAUUUGCAGGCGAUGUUGACAGGGAAUUUCUUUUGGAAGGCGAAGUGGGUUUUCCUGUAGGUGUCUUGACACCACUUCCAAGAACGCCUCACGUCUAUGAGGAACAAACCAGCUGGCGUUUGGAGGAAGAGCCUCUCAUGAGAGAGGAGGUCUGGCGUUCAAAUUACCAGUCAGUGGACCUUCAUACUGACUUUGUCUACAGCCAUUUUGAGGAGGAAUGCGAAGAAGGCUUGAUGGAGAAACUGACUUUGGAACAGGCAAAAGAGAAAUACGGUGACAAAAUAGCGAUCUCUUCUCUUGCAGUUUUGGUGGAAGAGAACCAUCAGGGGAAGCGUCGAAUAAUACACGACGCAACACAUGGAACUUUGGUCAACAACAGGAUCAGAUGUAGGGACAAAGUCAGGAGUCCCAGUGCACGGGAGAAGCAGUACCUGUUGGCGCUUUUCAAGGGUCAAAACAGUUCAGUUUGCAGUCUAGUAGGAGACAUAAGCAAAGCGCACCGGAGAUUUCUUCAUGCGCCGUGUGAGCGCGGCCUGCUUGCGUGCAAAGUGAAGGAGAGUGACAACUUCAUUUACGUGAAUAAGGUUGGCACAUUUGGAGUUGCAUGUGCAUCAUACUGGUGGUCAAGGAUUUCUGGAGCUGGUGUGAGACUGAUACAUGAGUUGCUGGGCCGUGAUAUGGCAAUUGAUAUACUUAUUUUUGCUGACGAUAUAGAGGCCAUCGCGGCCAACGCUGGUGGAAGGAGGGGGAUCACACUAUGCUUCCUUUACAUGUCUAUUUUGGGAUUCCCAUUUAAAUGGGCUAAACAGCGUGGUGGCUUGCGUGUCGAAUGGAUCGGACUCUACACUGACUAUCCAACAUUCCGGAUUGGAUUAUCGCCCAGCAGGGCAACUUGGAUGCGCAACUGGGUUUUGGAAAUGGCCAAUAGCGGAGUUACGACUUCAAAGAACUUUGAGCAAGGGUUGGGGAGGCUUGGAUUCGCAUCUUUGGCUCUCAUUUGGGAGCGUCCAUUUCUGGGUCCUUUAUACAGUUGGUCUGCAGCCGUCCGCAACAAACCAGGACGCUUGCGGAUACCAGCUAUGAUUAGGGCAAUACUGCUUUUCUUGGGGUCCAGAUUCGAAGAAGGUGGCCAGUUGCAGGAACCACCACCUUUGGCAGGCAGUUACAAAGCUGAGCAAAGCCUCCUUUUUUACACUGAUGCCAAGGCCACGGAACAUGGAGCAUGGAUAGGCGGUUACAAACAAGACGCCGAGGGCAACGUGCUGGAGUGGUUUUCAGAAGAGAUACCGCAUUCGUGGGCGGAAUGGAUGACUUUGAAGAAAGACCCAAAAAGGGUUAUUGCAACAUUAGAGUUGUUGGCGAGUUUAGUAGCUGUUAAGCUUUGGAUGCCGCAGAGCAAGGAGCAUAUCAAAGCCACCUGCUAUUUGAAGGGUAUGACUGACAAUUUAGGCAACACAUUUGCUGUUUCGAAGUGGAUGAGUACGAAGUUUCCUUUGACAAUUUUUGUCAUGGAAUUAUCAGAAACCUUGAGGCGGGGCAACUGCCUACUUUCACUGGAUUGGGUCAGGCGAGACGACAAUCAGCUCGCUGACGACUUGACGAACAUGGUCUUUGAUAAGUUUGAAAUGAAGUCGAGAGUGAGGUGGAAGCCGGAAGCACAAGAGUGGCACAUACUGAAUCAGUUUCUUGAGCACUCCAAAGGCUUCCACAACGAAAUGAAAAAGAGAAAAGCGGAAGUGCUUCCGCCGGUUGCCCAGGUCAAGAAAACACGAAAGAAGUUGAGCCCCUGGCGACAGGGCUUCGACGUGCCAACAGCCGUGCACUAUUUGCUUCACUUCAAAGCUCAGACUGGCCCUCUGCAGCUGGCUCUGCAACGACGAGAGAGUCCAAACCUGAGAACUCGUCACCCUGGACUGGUCAGGGCUUUGGGGCUGAACCUCAGAGCUUACUUCGAUGCCCAGGCCCAGCCACAGUGGCUAUAUGAAAGGGUUCACAAACACCUCACCUCCUCAAAGGAAGGUGGUGCUUACCUCAGAGCAAAUUUGGCUAGCUUGAAGGUUUUCUUGACUGAGCUGAAUGUACCAGAGGCAGAACUGGGCUACAAGACCUUAGGGCAAGAAAAGACAGAAAUGGAGCCUUGGGAUGAUCACACAGUCACCUCCAGAGCAUUGCUGUGCCUGCUUUUCUACCAGGUUAGGCACAGAAGAACCACUGUUGAUGCCAAGCUGAAAUCAAUCACAUUGCUGCAGACCUUGGUUUCUUCACUUCCUGGGCUUGACAAGGGGGCUGUUGGCUUGUCCUCCCAGGAUGGCAAUGAUACACUGCGGAGGGUGGAUGUGGCAUUUUCAUCACAGGGUGUGACGUCAGAUUGGCACAGAGUGCUGAGCAGGAAUUUUUCAGCCCAGGGUGUGUGGGAGAAGCUUCAGCAACAUGAGUGGUGCAAGUGCAAAGUGACCAGUGGAUCUUUUGCAGCUAGCAUGAAGGAUAUUUUGUUCUUUCUGUGCUACUUGGUUGCCCACUCCAAGGAGGAGCUGUCACACUUGAACCCAUACCUGUUUGUUUGCAAGCAUGUCCUGCCAGACUUGCUGUUUUGGCUGGCAAGCUUGAUGGAUUCUGGUGCCACGAGGCUAUCAGCUGAACCUUUGGAGGGGCUGCCUAGCUUGAAGACAUUGCAUGGCACAAACAAGAGGAAAGCUGACCUUGCAAAUAGAUUUGUUUUGCUGGACAAGAUCAAGAAACACAAGGCUGGAAGGAAGAGGAUAGCAUCGACCCACACUGACCUGGCACCAGUUCAUUCCAAUUUGGUGGAGAGGGAGGCACAAACAACAGUUUGCCUCUACCUGCAAAAGGUUUGUGCAAUGAGGUUGAUCCUGGCAGAUUUGCAUGACAGCUUCACUGAAGAGGCAAAAGCCUCAAAGCUUGGAACUUUGGAGGGGUAUUUAGAAGUGAGAGCUCUAUCACAUGCACUACUGCAAGCAACUGGGUGCAGCUUGAUGGAUUUCAGGGUGCCUGAAACUUUGUUAGCAAGACCAUUGCAAGAUGGAGAGGCAAGGAUAUUCAUUAAUGGUGCUUGGUACAUUGUUGGGCCUGGAGAUUUGGUGAGGCCAGAGCUGCCACCAGGGUUGGAUAUUUCCUCUAUACCAGCCUUGGUGUCAUGCUCUGAUCAGGGGCCAAGCAAUACAUCAAGCUUGAACUUCUUGAUGUUUGGACAAGAAAGGCUGAUGGUGCAAGUUCAAUAUGAUUGCUUCCACCGAGGUUGGAAUGAUGUGAAGCUGAGUGCCAAGAGGGCACUUGGCUACCUUUGGAAAACAAUGCUCCAGUUGGUGCCCCUCUUCAACAUGAAUUAUGCACCCUUUCAGUCAUCAGCCUUCUUCUACAAGAAACAAGCUGUUCUGGAGAACUUCCUGGGGACAAGAACCUACAAGGACCCCAGCUUUCAAGCAGCAAUCCCAAUGAUAUGCAAAGAGAGAAGGAUCAGUGAACCUGAGUGUGCUGAGGAAGAGCAAGAGCUCUUCAGAAGUCUGGCCAUAUUGGGAAUUCUCAGAAAAAAGGUUCCUUGA